This is a messenger RNA of Rhea pennata, 9120 nucleotides long. It is a transcript of the gene SEC16A, whose product is annotated as SEC16 homolog A, endoplasmic reticulum export factor. Gene Ontology annotation, cellular component: ER to Golgi transport vesicle membrane; endoplasmic reticulum exit site. The record is from RefSeq and is a predicted model, not a curated record. Gene Ontology annotation, biological process: COPII vesicle coat assembly; autophagy; Golgi organization. Bases 165 to 7538 code for a protein of 2457 amino acids. The transcript has 31 exons. Lineage: Eukaryota; Metazoa; Chordata; Aves; Rheiformes; Rheidae.
GGCGGCGGAGGGGGCCGGCGCCGCGGAGGCCGCCGCGAUGGGGGGCGGCGCCCGGUGCUGAGGGGCCUCCGCUGCCGGCGGGCUGCCAGUGUGGAAGAAAGAAUCCGUCUACAGCAUCCACUAAUAGUUCCUCGUCUAGUAUUUGGCUCUGCUAGAAGUGUAUCAUGCAGCAACCUCCACAGACUGUUUCGGCAGGAGCAGUAGCUCCUCCUCCUGCAGGCAUUGCUCGGAACAUGUACUGGCGAAACAGCUCACUCAGUAAACGAGCAAAUGCAGCAGCUGCCCCAGUGCAACCUGUAACAGACCCUUUUGCAUUUGGCAGACAAACGCCACAGGGUUCCCCCCUAGGUAAUCCAUCCAAGGGCAAUGCAUUGGCUGUGCAAAGUCCCUCCCCAGCGGUGUUUCCACAACCAGCUGUUAUGCAUCCUUCACAUGCAGGAGACAAUCCUCAUGGACUGCCUGUGUCUCUAUCAGCUCCUGUAUCUCAAGCAGGAAUAAAUACCAGUAUGUUUUCUAAUAUUCAAGCUUCUUCACCACCCCCAGGAUAUGUUAUAAAUAGUACUACAGAAAUGCAUCCAAAUGUAGAUCUUGGACUCCAUGGGCCUGCAGUAUCACUGCAUUAUAAUACAGGAGCAGCACUUGAGAAUUCUUUCAGUGGGCAUUCUGGAAUGGGGUCUACAUCAAGCAAACCUGGAGGUAGGCAAGAUAUUAAUAGAGAACCAACUGAUGUUCCUCCAGGAUCCACUGCAACAGCACUCUUCCCUCCACCUCCUCAGCAGCCCAUGUCUCAGUGGAGACCUGCUCAAGGGAACCUGCAGUCUCCAGUUCAAAAUUUUGUGCCCUAUCCUGAGCCAUCUUCUCAAAUUGACGUUCAUAACACUUCUCAGUCUUCUGUUAGCACUUCUCAUCCUUCUCCACAGACAAAUUUGCAGCAGGGUCCUGCGCACCAAGCUGUUCCACAAAAUAUCAUGCAAGCACCUUCGUUAGUUGGUUGCGAAAAAAAUGGGAAAAACAACUCUGCAAGUAGCAGUUAUCACAUGAACAGCAUUCAGCCUGGAAAUGUGUUUAGACAGAGCACGGAAAUGAGUAACUCUUGGUUAAAUCAAUCCUACCAAGAGCAGUUUUACCCACAGCCACCACUGCAAGACACCAGUUUUGUUAUUCCCACAGCUCAGGAAAAGAACCCCCCAAAGCAGUCUCCAGAUAUGUCUGAAGCAUCAAAUAGACCUACCCUCACAGAUCGAGAUUCAGGAACUCUCUCUAUGUUUUUCAAAGGGGAUGAAGCAGAGAAUGAGGAAAUACUUUCAUCUGAAAAAAGUUACAUGGUUGAGAAAACAGAGUUUGCUUGUCAGCCAAAUUCAGGACCAUUGUAUCACCAGCCAGCGCAUCCCCAGCGGGUUGCAGCUAGCGUCCUCUCUCAGGUGCAGACUGGUACAGGCUCAGCCAAUGAGAUGGUACAGAAAGGAAUGGAUGUCCAGUAUUUUCCUAAAGCUAUAAACAGUCAACAGGAUAUACUGACUAGUAAGCAUUCUAUGUUUGUUAGUGAUGACAAAAUACAUGCUAGUGACACAUCUGGGAACAGUGGGACGCAAUAUGAAAACGUUGAGAACCUGGAGUGCAUUCAGAAUCAGGAAGUGCUGCCAAGUGAACCACAGAACAUGAAUGUUUCAUCCCCAGCUGCCGGUUCUGAUCUGUACAGAUACGGAUCCUUACCAGGUCAGAUGCUUCCAAAGAACACUGUUGUGAGCCAUGCUGAAGGAGGACCAAAUUUGGAGGCACCUGAUUCAUUACCUCAUCCUGUCCGACCAGAUAGCGUAUCUUCAAACUAUAGCAACAUUAGCCAUAGGAGUGCUUCUAGCUCAACAAGACCUCAAGAGCAAGUUGGUACGUUCAUUCAGCAAGAAAGUGGGAAGCCUGAUGAAGAAUCUUCUGCGAGCUUCUUUAAACAGAUUGACUCCUCUCCUUUGGGAGGUGAUUCAAGUGAGCUAAACAGGAACAAGAACUACCAUGGUAAUCUCUCCCAGCCUCCAACUCCAAGUCCUCCUAAGCCUACAGGAGUAUUUCAGACAAGUGUAAAUAGCUCUUUUGAACCGGUGAGGUCCCAUGGAGUUGGGAUAAAACCUGCAGAGAUCGACCAAGCAAAGAUGGUGGUAGAACUGAGAGAGAACCACCCAAACCAAAAGAAUACCAAGAAAAAUGCAGCUAUGCCAGCUGCCUCCCCAGGUAAUCUUGAACAGCCACCAGAUAAUUUGGAAACCAUUUUCAUGCCUAAGGUACACCCACUGCCUCAUGCAGUUUCCACUGUUGAAGCUGGAAAUAUGUUGCACUCUGGAUCUGGUACAGAAAACAUACAAUCAGUGUCUGAGAAAAGGUCCUCAACAAGAGCUCAGGGAGCAGUUAAGAAGUGUGACAGCCCAGCGACAACUUUGUGGGCUCAUAACGAGUUACCUAAUUUUGGGGGAAAUGUUCUUCUAGCUCCUGCUGCUCCUGCAGUGUAUGUACCUGCCAAACAAACAAUAGAAGUCAUUCAACCACCAGAAGAAGGCCUGUCUAAUCAGCAGCCAAACAAACCAGGAACUAUUGCAGUGCAGCUUUCCCAGGACGGAAAUAUAUCUUCUGAAAAUCUUGAGAAUCCUCCCAAAAUGGGAGAAGAGGAGGCACUUCAGUCUCAGGCAAGUUCUGGUUAUGCAAGUUUAUUGUCUUCUCCACCUACAGAGUCUUUGCAAAAUCAGCCUGUCCUGAUUGCUCAGCCUAAUCAAAGCUAUAACUUAGCUCAGCCAAUUAAUUUUUCUAUUUCUUUAUCUAAUCAGCUAAGCAGAAAUGAAAACAAUCGGCCAAUGAAGGAUUCUGGGGUUGGGGACAAGCCUGCAAUAUGUCCCCAAACUUCACAUGCUGGUGGGAUCAUCUCUGGGGAAAAUGUGCCAUUACCUGUGAUGCAAGUUGGAUCUCUGUUAGUUAAUGCACUUCCAAAUACUAAUCUGUUAAACCAUAAUUUAUUGCAAAGCCCUGUUAAUUCCUCUGAUAUUGCCUCUAAUCAGCCUGCAAACUUGCUGAUGCAAACUCCGCUUAAUUUGGCUCCAAGUGGUCAAACGAAUGUUAAUUCAGAAGGUUUUGUUCCUGAAUUUACUAGCAAAUCAGGGCCUAACUCAUCUGUUUCUCCAGGGACAAAUCUCCCCAGUGGAAGUGCAAGUGCACUAGUCCCAACUGUUAAUUCUGUAGUGCAGGCUAAUAAUUCCACAAAUAAUUCAAAUAGCGAAGAAGAAGUUGCUGGAGUGCUUGACUUCACAGUAUCACGGACAUUGGAGAAAAGCAGUGCAAGUAAUUCUGUACAGCUGCAUGAUCAGUCGCUUUCUGGUGGUCCAGUAUAUCCUCAAAAGCCAGUUGGCAGUGCUGGUCAGGUGGGUCCCCAAAUGCAUGACAAACGACGUUUUUAUCAACAGGUAACGAAAGAUAUACAAUAUCAGGCUGUAUCAGACAGAGCUAUACAGGGAGCAAUGCCAUCUCAAGCACAAAUGCAAGCAACUCAGAUGCAGCAACCAACAUCAUCUGGGCAUUCCUCAGCUCCUCCAAGCUACCAGAUGGCUGCAGGGACUAAAGCCAUGCAGGAAUCACAGCAGCAUGAGAACCAGGUGCUGGUUAACCAUUCUCAUCCUUUGAGUCCCAAAGAGGGAAGUUCAGCUCAGCUCACAACAGGGAGUGAUCAGAUGAGCCCUUAUAAGCAACCAGUACCUGGACAGUCAUCAGGUGCUCAGACUUCCACAGCUGCUCCUACCACCAGUCAUUCAGUCAUGUCAAGCGUGCAACAAGAUCUGCAGCGUCCACCACUGCCUCAGACUCCUCAGGAUGCCUUUGGUCCACCACAAAAUCCUUAUUACUACUAUAGACAUCCUUAUGAUGCUUACCAGCCUCCGUAUCCACCACCUUAUCCUCCUGCAGACCCCAGAACAGCAGCUCAUCUUUAUUACCUGGAGGAUAGCUAUGGACAGUAUGACCCACGGUACAGGCACUAUGAUAGCAAUAGUGCUGCGUAUACAGAGCCUGGGAGCUAUCGGUAUCCUGAGCCUGAACGUCCUAGUUCCAGAGCCAGUCAUUGCUCUGACAGACCAUCUUCUAGGCAGGGAUAUGCUGAAGAUUACUAUACAAAAGGUGGAUGGAGUGAUUAUUAUUCAGGUUACUACUCAAACUCGUAUGAUUAUGGAGAUCCAAGUCGUUGGGAACGCUAUUCUUCAGCGUAUGACCCCAGAUACAGAGAUCCUAGAAAUUAUGAUCAGAGGUAUUGGUAUGAUGCUGAACAUAACCCUUACCAAAAGAGAGAAGCAUAUUCAUACGGUAACAGACAUGACCGCUAUGAAGAUCACUGGCGGUAUGAUCCUCGUUUUGCUGGAAGUUUUGAUGAUGAAGCUGAACCUCACAGAGAUCCAUAUGGUGAUGAAUUUGACAGACGCAGUGUCCACAGUGAGCAUUCUGCUCAUAGCCUCCGUAGCUCCCGUAGUGUUCAUAGCCACCAGAGCAGUUUUAGCUCUCAUUCUCAACAAAGCCAGCUGUAUAGAAGUAACCAUGAUCUAACGGCUAAUGCAUAUGAAACUACUGUGCAGGCAGUGUCACUCCACACAGAUUAUCCAUAUGGCGGAUAUGCUGCUAACUUUGAUGGCCAACAGCCUUUUGCAGAUUAUGGCUACCCACCUGAAACUGGAUGGUCAUCUGUAGAACAAGUACCUUUAAGACCCUCAACACCUGAGAAGUUUUCAGUGCCUCACAUCUGUGCUAGGUUUGGUCCUGGAGGGUACUUAAUAAAAGUGUUGCCAAACCUGCCUUCAGAGGGACAACCAGCUCUAGUUGAAGUACACAGUAUGGAGACUAUGUUGCAACAUUCUCCCGAGCAAGAAGAGAUGAGAGCAUUUCCUGGUCCUCUUGCUAAGGAUGACACCCAUAAAGUGGAUGUUAUUAAUUUUGCACAAAAUAAAGCUACACAGUGCUUUCAGAAUGAAAAUCUAAUUGAUAAAGAAUCUGCAAGUCUGCUUUGGGACUUUAUUGUACUGUUGUGCAGGCAGAACGGGACUGUAGUGGGAACAGAUCUUGCUGAACUUUUGCUACGAGAUCAUAAAACAGUGUGGCUUCCUGGGAAAUCGCCUAAUGAAGCAAAUUUGAUUGAUUUCACUAAUGAGGCUUUGGAACAAGUCGAAGAGGAAUCUGGUGAAGCCCAGCUCUCAUUUCUCACAGACAGUCUUAUAACCACAAUUGACAGUCUUGAGAAAGAGACGGAGAGAUUCAGAGAAUUGCUGCUUUAUGGCCGUAAGAAGGAUGCUUUGGAGUCAGCCAUGAAGCAUGGUUUAUGGGGUCAUGCUCUGCUACUUGCCAGUAAAAUGGACAGCAGAACGCAUGCAAGAGUUAUGACCAGAUUUGCCAACAGUCUCCCAAUUAAUGAUCCUCUGCAAACUGUUUACCAACUCAUGUCUGGGAGGAUGCCAGCUGCAUCCACGUGCUGUGGCGAUGAGAAAUGGGGAGAUUGGAGGCCGCAUCUAGCAAUGGUGUUAUCCAACUUGACCAAUAACAUGGACUUGGAAUCCAGGACCAUUGCUACCAUGGGAGACACUCUUGCUUCUAAAGGCCUUCUGGAUGCUGCUCACUUUUGUUACCUUAUGGCCCAGGUUGGAUUUGGAGUUUAUACAAGGAAAACAACAAAGCUUGUCUUAAUUGGAUCAAAUCAUAGCUUGCCUUUUUUUAAGUUUGCCACCAAUGAAGCCAUUCAAAGAACAGAAGCCUAUGAAUAUGCUCAGUCACUAGGAGCUCAACCUGAUUGCUUACCCAAUUUCCAGGUUUUCAAAUUCAUCUAUGCUUGCCGCCUAGCUGAAAUGGGACUUGCUGCUCAGGCUUUCCAUUAUUGUGAAGUAAUUUCAAGAACUAUCCUUAAAGAUCCACAUUACUAUUCACCUGUACUUAUUGGCCAGCUAAUCCAGAUGUCAUCGCAACUACGCCUAUUUGACCCACAGAUAAAAGAGAAACCAGAACAAGAAUCCUUCAUAGAACCUUCAUGGUUAGUAAGGCUUCGACACGUGGAUGGACAGAUCAAGGAGGGUGCAAUAGCUUAUAAUGCAGACAGAUCUACCCCACAACAGUAUGCGUGUAGCACACCAAGCUCUGAAUUAGACCAUGCCAGUCAGUGUGAUGGAGCAGGAGUCGGCCAUGACAUGGGUCCUGGUACUGAAAAUGCAUUGUUAGCAUCCUUAUUGCCCAGUAUGGCACAACAGAUGCAAAGUGUGCAGCUGAUGCCUUCAGCACCCCAAGCUAUACUUGAUGGGUCGGCUGCUGUGAUUCCUCCUGCUGACCAGGAAGCUGUUCGAAGUGUCCCUUUCUAUUCAGUGGGUCCUCCACCUGUUGGUCCAGGACCUGGCUUUGCACCUCCUGGAUUUCCAAAUCAAUAUGGAGCUGAACCAUCACCACUCUAUUUAGGGUCGACAGCUCCACCAGGAGGGCCACCACAAGAAACCGAACCACGGUCAGAAGAGCCUGCAAACCAGGAAACAGGAAUGCAGAGAAUUGCCCCGGAGUCUCCAUCACGAAAUGCUUUCCCAGAUCAAAGAGAGGAGGAUUUCUAUGGCAGAAUGGCUAGCAUGGCCGGUGGGCGAAGAUCUAGGACUACUUCAGAGUCCUCUGUCCAUUCUGUGGGACGAGAGAGAUCCAACUCUGCAGCAAAACAGCCCUCUCCUCCUCCAUCCAUUCCUGAAAGGAAAGAGACUAAGAAAGAAAUAAAGAAUGAGCCAGCACCUAGAAAGAGUGGUGCAAACUGGUUUCGCUGGCUAAUGGGAAAAGGAAAGAAUGAAGCUUACCUUCCAGAUGACAAGAACAAAUCAAUUGUUUGGGAUGAAAAGAAACAACGCUGGGUUAAUUUGGAUGAACCAGAAGAGGAGAGUAAACCUCCACCACCACCUCCAGCAGGAUUUCCUAAAGUUCCUCAGACUGCUCCACCUGGGCCUGGCGGCCCACCUAGUGCUCCUGUCAACAUGUUCUCCAGAAGAGCAGCGGGAAGCAGAGCUCGUUAUGUUGAUGUCCUGAAUCCAAGCGGAACAAAGUCAAGUGCUGCUGUGCCUGCCCCAUCAGACCUAUUUGCUCCAUUGGCACCAAUGCCAAUCCCUGCAAACCUCUUUGUACCAACCACAGUCCCAGGGGAACCCCAGCCUCCGGAAGGCAGUGGAGCAGCAGAGCAUACAUCAGCUGCAAAUCAAACCAGCACAGAUCCUGCUGCAGCUGCUGAUCCAGAGUAUUUAAACCCUACAAUCCUUCCACCUGGAUCUGGGCUUCCUGUUUCCAACCCUGAUGGCUCCCAGUCAGGCGAGCUUUCGCGCUCUAGUUCAAUGAGUUCAUUAUCACGUGAAGUAAGCCAGCAUUUUAAUCAGCCUCCCACUGUACCACCUUCAGGGGGACCUUCAGCAGGAACAGUACAGUUCUACAAUCCUUCUCAAUUUGCACAAUCUCCUGCAGCCACUGGAAGUUCAAGGCUGGGAAGAAUUGGACAGAGAAAGUAUCCAACAUUGAAGUAGAAUACAAUGGCUUUGUAUUCAAAUUCACGCUCUUGUUCUGAUUAUACAAAGAACUCUUCAAUCUUAUGGCACAUGCAUCAGUACUAGCUUGCAGUUGACAUGCCAGUAAAUUAAUGAUGGGUGAUUUUUUUUCAUGAGUCUCGCUACUCACACCUCAUCUACACAAAUAAUUACCAAACAUGAAAUAUAUGUAACUUUUCCUUUUAAAAACUGGCUAGAAAUAGCUUUGUUGUGGUAAAGAAUAGACGUAAGGGAGGAAAUAGCUGCUGUCUGUUACAAAAACUGUAAAUUGCAUAGGCAAUUGAUUCCUUAAGUUUAUUUUAAACCUACUAGUGUGACUUUCAAAGACAUAGGUUUCAGGGAUUCUUUAAUUUCUGAAGGAUGCUCCCCUCCCAGUCGGGGACAUACAUGUCCACAUUGUAAUAUAACACUCUGUGGCCUUAAGAGGACCAUGCACAAUUUUAAUGCUUAUAAAAUAAGAUUUGGUUUGUCAACGUAUGAAGUUCAAGAUGUGCUAGUUUGUUUUUGGAAAGGGGGAGGGGGGAAGAGGGGGCCACAGCGCAUCCAAAUAAAUUGACCUAUAUUGAAUGAAAACUGUGACUGUAAUCUAGUACUAAUUUGAUUUGGAUCUUAUCUAGUAUGUAUGUAGUUUGUGGUUUAGAUUACUUGUAAAGCAAAUUGUAUAGUCUGAAAGAAGCUCUCUGUAUAAUAGCCAAUGCUGUACUAUUUGACGAGUGAGUGUUCUUUUAAGUGCAAUAUGGUUACUUGCUUUCUCUCAAACUGCUGGCACUACGUAAUUAAGGUGGUAACAGCUUGGAAGUUGUUUAAAUUUCUUCCUGUUAGGUGCCAGAAUCUGUUCGUAAUACUCUGUUCUUGGAUUUCCAUUACUAAAAUAACCAAGGUCUUAAAUAGCUAACAGCUGAAUUUUGAACAUGCUACAAGUAGGUGGAUUAGACCUCUACCAAUGGACUUUAAGAGCUUGAGGUUUAACGUAGGAAAUCUUGAAAACCAUGAUAUGCAACAUUCAUAUUCACUGAAGAAUCUGAAUCAUCCACAGAGAGAAAAUGAACUUUAAAUAUUUAUUAAAUCAUAGGCCAUCUUUUAUUUAGAAUUUGCCACCAAAACUAUUUGAUUUUACUUGAAUUUCUGCCCAUGAGUAUAAAUACCAUGAAUGUGGAAUUACCAGUGUUGGCCCCUGAUUGUUUGUCUUUUCCUGAGUAACGCCACAUUGGAGGUCUGGAUAGCCUUACAUUUGUUCUAAAAGGUUUAUAUGUAAUUGGGAGGGGAGGGGGAGAAAAUGCUGUGUGGGGGAAUUGGAAACCUGUGCAUAAUUGUCCAUGCGUGAUCCCAGACGUGGUCAGCAGCAGUCUGUAUGGGUUUUCUUUUGUACCUAAGACCUGGACAGACACUUGGCUUCCUCUGGCUGAGCUGUGCUGCUAUUUCUUUCUCCUUGCAGUAGAAACUGCCAAACAUCUGAUUUCAAGAAGGCUUCCUCUAAGCUGGGAGCGGCUAUCUUUCCUAAGUGUAAGAUUUGACACUGUAAAUUCUUAAAUAAAAUAUUUUGCGCUCUGGAGCACUUUCA